GACGAGUCUCAAGAAUUUAUCAGCAUUGAAGAAAAUUUCUACUACUUGGCAUACGUACUAAGGGUGUUUGCCCUGCUGCACACCUUCACUGCCAUGGCUAUGAUUCUUGGCUACUAUUGCCUCAAGGUGCCAUUGGUCGUGUUCAAACGAGAGAAGGAGGUAGCGAGGAAUCUGGAGUUUGAAGGAAUGUGGAUAGCAGAGCAGCCUGGCGAUGAUGACCUCAAAGGUCACUGGGACAAGCUAGUCAUCUCUACAAGGUCCUUCCCCGACAAGUAUUGGGACAAGUUCGUGAAGAAGAAGGUACGCACAAAAUACGCAGAACAAUACGAGUACGACCAGAUUAGUAAUCUUCUCGGUAUGGACAGCCAAGAUGGUUUCACCGUUAAGGAUAACAAAAAAGCAUCUUUCUCUCUGAUACCUACUCUGGCCGAAAUAGAUUGGCAAUAUCAGGUCUGGAAGUUUGGAAUCAUUAUUACAGAUAAC
Messenger RNA from Helobdella robusta, 483 nucleotides. RefSeq lists its product as hypothetical. The transcript has 4 exons. Gene Ontology annotation, cellular component: sarcolemma; smooth endoplasmic reticulum; sarcoplasmic reticulum membrane. The annotation marks the transcript as partial. Gene Ontology annotation, molecular function: ryanodine-sensitive calcium-release channel activity. NCBI's taxonomy places the organism in Eukaryota, Metazoa, Annelida, Clitellata, Rhynchobdellida, Glossiphoniidae. The record is from RefSeq and is a predicted model, not a curated record. Gene Ontology annotation, biological process: calcium ion transport; intracellular calcium ion homeostasis.